This is a messenger RNA of Andrographis paniculata, 1804 nucleotides long. RefSeq names its product ALA-interacting subunit 1-like. The transcript is spliced from 8 exons. The record is from RefSeq and is a predicted model, not a curated record. NCBI's taxonomy places the organism in Eukaryota, Viridiplantae, Streptophyta, Magnoliopsida, Lamiales, Acanthaceae. Bases 422 to 1474 code for a protein of 350 amino acids. Gene Ontology annotation, cellular component: Golgi apparatus; plasma membrane; endoplasmic reticulum.
AUUCUUCCUUGUUAUUGUUGCACUCAGAAAAGACGCGUCGCAGAAUUUAUUGUAUUUUUUUGUUCAAUCUUGUCCGGGUGAACUCGGGGAAGAAUAUUCAAAGUCAAAGAAGAACGGUUGUGAAGAAGAAACAGGAGGAUCCCCCACUUUCUCACCCUUCUUAUUAUACCAAACCCUACUUAAUUAUCUUCUUCCCAACCCCUUGUUUGGUGUCAUAAUUUUUUUUUUUAAUUUUUUUUUCUGAAUAUUGAAGUGCCUGAUCUCCAAAAUUUGUGAUUCCGAAGUUUCUGUGCAUCUGAAUUUGGAUUAGGUGUUCCCUGUUUUCAAAAUUGUUUCGCUCAGCUGGCUUUGAUUUUGUUGGGAUAAUAAGAGGCGCAUUUUCAAGGAGGUGGAGAAGGAGGUAGGAGUCUCAGGUGAAGUGAUGAACUCGACUACUCCUUCAUCUAGCGCUGCAGGACCUGGAUCCUCCGAGACGACUGCUCCGAGGAGGAAUUCCAAGAGGCCAAAGUAUUCAAGAUUCACACAACAGGAGCUUCCUGCAUGCAAACCUAUACUUACUCCUAAAUGGGUGAUCUCAACUUUCUUGCUUGUUAGUGUUGUCUUCAUCCCCAUUGGAAUUGUCUCACUCUAUGCUUCUCGAGAUGUUGUUGAGAUUGUUGAUAGAUAUGAGACUGAUUGCAUUCCUCCAGAGUUUGCAAAAGAUAAGAUUGGGUUUAUUCAGAGCACUCAAGAUAAAGUCUGCAUUAGAAACCUUACGGUACCAAAACGCAUGAAAGCUCCAAUAUAUGUGUAUUACCAGCUCGACAAUUUCUAUCAAAAUCAUCGCAGAUAUGUGAAGAGCCGAAGUGAUCAGCAGCUAAGGAAAAAUGGAAGUGCAGCUGAUAUUGAUCCCUGCAAACCUGAGGGAACCACAAAGGACGGGUUGCCCAUUGUUCCUUGUGGUCUAAUAGCUUGGAGUCUCUUUAAUGAUACUUAUCAGUUUACACGCAAUAAUCAGCCGUUGAACAUCAACAAGCAUGGCAUCUCAUGGAAAAGUGAUAGGGAUCAUAAAUUUGGGAAGAAUGUAUUCCCCACAAACUUUCAAAAUGGUAGUCUGAGAGGUGGUGCUACACUUGAUCCAUCAAAACCAUUGAGCCAGCAGGAGGACCUCAUUGUGUGGAUGCGAACUGCUGCUCUUCCAACAUUUAGAAAGUUGUAUGGGAAAAUAGAAGUUGAUCUUCUACAAAAUGAAGUGAUCAAUGUGACAUUGGAGAACAAUUAUAAUACUUACAGUUUCAAUGGCAAGAAGAAACUGGUUCUUUCUACUGCCAGCUGGCUAGGAGGGAAGAACGACUUUGUAGGCAUUGCAUACCUCACAGUGGGUGGAUUGUGCUUCUUCUUGGCGAUAGUUUUCAUGCUUAUUUACCUGAUAAAACCAAGGCAACUUGGAGAUCCAUCUUACUUGUCCUGGAAUCGGAAUCCAGGCGGUCACUAAUGCUAGGUCACGAAGUGUUGUUUGUGUGAUUGCGAUCUUGACAUGUGCCGUAUUACAAGUGGACGCAAGCUUGUAUUUGUGUGUAUAAAUACCGACUACUCCACUGCCUUCUGGCCUACUUUGAAUCUGAAUGUGUAUUUGAUGCAAUGCAGCGGGAUGUACUUCUUGUAUAUUACCUUAACGCUAUUUACCAAUCGAACUAUGAAGCAUAUAUUUACCCCAAUUUUCGAUACUAACAGUUACUUUUUUCACUUGUAAUUUGGUGAAAUAUGGUAGCUAGUGAUUGGAUGGUUACUUGUUUGAAUCGUAUCGAUGUUUUCUUUUUUUUUU